AUGGAGAUCACGAUUAUAUCAGCUGAAACCCUAUGCAUGAACGGAAAACCAAUAAGAAAAGACACAUACGUUGUUGUUCACACGCAAUCAUGCACCAAAUUCUUCAAAACAAGGACAGAAGAAGAGGGUGGGAGAAAGAACCCUUCAUGGAACGAGGAGUUCUUGGUUGAUGGAGCCAACAACAUCACGUUAGAGGUGCAAUGGAAGACAUGGCUGGGUUUUAAAAGUGUGGGAGCAGCACGAAUAGCGGUUUCUAAGUUUGUUUCAGAAAAUAGCUUGCAGUUUUUGAGUUAUAGGAUUUGGGAUGAGAAGGGUAAGAGAAAUGGGUGUUAG
Vigna unguiculata (cowpea) is the source of this 333-nucleotide messenger RNA. Its product is annotated as BON1-associated protein 1-like. Lineage: Eukaryota; Viridiplantae; Streptophyta; Magnoliopsida; Fabales; Fabaceae. The record is from RefSeq and is a predicted model, not a curated record.